AUGUCGUCGUCGGACUCCUCCUUUGGCUCUUCCUUCUUCUUGGUCUCGGCAGCUGGUGCGGCUCCUCCAGCAGCUGGGGCAGCAGCGGCGGCGGCUGGAGCUGGUCCAGAUCCGGCUCCGGAUGAGACGGAAGUGAUGAGUUUAUACCUUGACAUCGACUCCCUCGAGGGCCUUGGCGAAAAGUCCUGGCCAGUAUGGCUCGAACUCGACGUUGGCGGCCUUGAGAAGGGUGGAGAUCUUCUCGCCGGUGAUGGCGACCUCGUCAUCUUGAAGGAUGAGAGCAGCGUAAACGCAAGCCAGUUCCUGGUUAGAAGCCAUUCUUCACACGUAAGUUGCGGGGUUUGCCUUAGCUCCAAAGAGAACAAACGUCUGAGAGAACGCUGA
Molecule: messenger RNA, 384 nt
Organism: Caenorhabditis remanei
Lineage: Eukaryota; Metazoa; Nematoda; Chromadorea; Rhabditida; Rhabditidae
Exons: 2
Coding region: 1-384 (127 amino acids)
Source: RefSeq, a predicted model, not a curated record